This is a messenger RNA of Salvelinus sp. IW2-2015, 1365 nucleotides long. The record is from RefSeq and is a predicted model, not a curated record. Lineage: Eukaryota; Metazoa; Chordata; Actinopteri; Salmoniformes; Salmonidae.
AUGUGUUAUAAUUAUGAGGGGCGCUCCCUGCGGGAAAACGCCACCCUGCGGCGGAUGCAGAGACGCAGCUUCACCCCUGCUAGCUUCAUGGAGGAGGACGGGGUGGACUUACCUGAUGAGCUGGACACAUCCUUCUUCGCCAGAGACUGUCUGAUGCAGGAAGAGUUGUCCACAUACGCUGACGAGGUGUUUGAGUCUCCGUCGGACGCGGCUAUGAUGGAUGUGGUGCAGGAGGAGGGCAGUAUGCUGGACGAGACGGAGCUGACCGGCAGCGCUCUGGACAAGAGUGAACUGGAGAGGAGCCAUCUCAUGCUGCCUCUGGAGCGAGGGUGGCGUAAGGCCAAAGAGGGAACCCCAGGACCGCCCAAGGUGCCCUUGCGGCAGGAGGUGGUGAGUGUGAACGGACAGCGACGGGGUCAGCGCAUCGUUGUGCCCGUCAAGAAGCUGUUCGCUCGGGAGAAGAGGCCCUACGGGCUGGGCAUGGUGGGGAAGCUCACCAACCGAACCUACCGCAAGCGCAUCGACAGCUAUGUGAAGAGGCAGAUAGAGGACAUGGAUGACCAUAGGCCUUUCUUUACGUACUGGAUCACUGUUGUCCACUUGCUGAUCACCAUCCUGGCUGUCUGCAUCUAUGGCAUCGCCCCCGUGGGCUUCUCCCAGCACGAGACGGUUGAUUCUGUUCUAAGAAACAAAGGUGUAUAUGAAAAUGUCAAGUUUGUACAACAAGAGAACUUCUGGGUCGGGCCCAGUUCAGAGGCUCUGAUCCACCUGGGGGCCAAGUACUCUCCCUGCAUGCGUCAGGACCAGCAGGUGCACGACCUGAUCCGGGACAAGAGAGACAUAGAGAGAGACUCUGCCUGCUGUGUACGCAACGACCGCUCCGGCUGUCUACAGACCUCAGAGGAGGAGUGUUCGAGUACUCUGGCCGUGUGGGUGAAGUGGCCGCGGCAUCACAGCACCCCUCAGCUGGAGGGCAAUGACAGGCAGUACGGCUCAGUGUGCCAUCAGGACCCCCGGAUUUGUCUAGAGCCAGCAUCGGUGGCACCGCAUGAAUGGCCUGAUGACAUCACCAAGUGGCCAGUUUGCACCAGGUACAACACAGGGAACCACACCAACCUGCCUCACAUAGACUGCACCAUCACAGGCCGGCCCUGCUGCAUCGGCACAAAAGGGAGGUGUGAGAUCACGUCCAGGGAGUAUUGUGWCUUCAUGAUGGGCUACUUCCACGAGGAGGCUACUCUCUGCUCCCAAGUUCACUGCAUGGAUGAUGUGUGUGGCCUGCUGCCUUUCCUCAACCCAGAGAUCCCAGACCAGUUCUACAGACUGUGGCUCUCUCUCUUCCUGCACGCUGGGAUCCUUCACUGC